This is a messenger RNA of Didymodactylos carnosus, 316 nucleotides long. The record is from the annotation of a GenBank genome assembly. Lineage: Eukaryota; Metazoa; Rotifera; Eurotatoria; Philodinida; Philodinidae.
AUGAACCAGGAAAGCGGCGUUGUCUAUGCACCACAACAACGGCAGCGACGGGCUCGUUUGAAUCGAAAGAGACAUGAACGUAGAGCACGCAUGCCUGACCGGUUAAAUAAUCAAACUGAUGCUCUGCCAGUCAAUAAUCGUUUCGCCCAUUUUGAAACAAUAGACCAAGACGAAGUUAAGCCUGAUGAAACCACAUCGGCUGUACCGUCGGCUAUAAGUAAAAAUGAAAAGGCACCGACGAAAAAACCGAAAAAGUCGAAAAAAACUAGAAAGGCAGAAGCUCAAAUAAUUAAACCAGUCGCAUUGGCCCUAGACG